UCACUCUCUCACAACGCUCCACGUGCUGCACCGAUUCAGAUGUGUCCUCCCUCAAAGGACCACUGCCUUUUUUCUCCACACGACGACUUACCGGCGAAAAUAUAUACAAUUCGGUCGACGACAUCAAAUAGCCAACAACCUCUUGAGCGACGAUAACCUGCUGCAAGAGAUGCACUCUAACUGCAUGCAGUUGAAGACUGGGACGGCUUUACAUGAAACAUAAACACAAGUUUUUCGGAAAUUUCCUCAAUCUUUCCGUGCGUUGUGAAUCUCUCGACCUGUGAACACACACUUAUUGUACCUGGACUACCUUUCAGUGAAAAAGAGAAACUGUGCUACGGACGCCACGCAACUAAAUUGUGAUUCUUCCUCAUUCGUCAACAUACCUGAAAUACAUAAACAGUGUCAAAUUCUUGUGAACACUAUCGAUACCUGAGCCAAUAACUAUCUACAAAAGUACAUAGAAACCUAUACACAGUAAAUACUACGUAAGUACAGACUCAAUCUACCACAUUCAUGCAGGUGCUGGUCUCGCCGCAUGAGUUUACUCGGCAUUACGAUUAAUAUCAAAAACUAUAUACGCUUCGAAAAAGUGCAUCCCUUGAGGAACCAGGAAAGAAGCAAGUCAAUUAAGUGAAAGGAACGGUAUACAUGUUGCAAAUCUGGAGUCGCUUUUGUGCAUCUCGCCAAUUCCUUCCGAAUUCCAUAAACUUUCUCCAAAGCCCAUUCGCCGAGUUCUCGCCACAAACACCACGACCGGUAGCAGCCACCGGUCUUCAUCAUCAUCAUCUCAUCAACGUCUAGUGAGUCGAAACAGCGAAGAUUGUGGAGAACGGGCGUCCUUCGUCUACGGCCAACAGCAACAACAAUCGAGCUCUGUGGCAGAUAUCUCCUCCCCAGCAAGACACCACCUUCAAGUGCCUACUGCUCAAGUCAGUGGUAGUCACCUCAAGACAUCUCAUCAACAUUCCACCUCAUCAACAAGCAUGCUUCUCCUCCAGCCUCAAGUCUCUUUGCCCGGAUUUGCCGAGAUACCCGGAUUCCUGGACGCCUUAGUGGACGCCGAGUCGGUACUUCACAACUCAGACUCCGAGUCAGAGUUUCUGAGCGGAGUAGGAGCAGCGUGCGGAAACUUUUACGAGUCGGUGGACUACUCCAAUAUUGCCAUCCCCCAAGGAAUCCAAGGACUGCAAGGAAGCGGCGGAUUCUCCCUCCUUUACGGCGCCGGAAACAAUAACCCAUUUUCUCAACACCCCCACAAUCAUCAUCACCACCACCACCACCACCAACACCAAAGUCAUCCCCACCAUCAUCAUCAUAGCGGACACCAGUCCAUCACGACCUACAUGGAAGAGACGUCCAACAGCAGCAGCAACACUGAGCAGACCGAGAAUGAGCAGAGCCCUGCAUGCUUUCUCCUCGAGUCCUCCUCCCUCUCGCUGGACGGAGGGCCACCCGACCCAGGAACCCCACUCCCAUCCUUCCAGGAAACAUACAGCCCACGCUACAGGCGGGACGUCUUCAGCUUUGACGAGGCUUCCGUCUCCCCAUCCUUCUCUGGCGGCCCCGUGGUUGGGGGACCCUCUUCAUCCGCCCCGGCCACACCCCUCACUUCCUCCUCCUCCUCCUCCACCGCCACAACCACCACUUCACACGGUGGGCAGCAGACGCCUCAUCAUCCCGUGAGCAACCGACGCCACCCAUUCCAACACCAGCACAGUCUGGACAGUCCGUCCUCCUCCGCCACUGCCAGUCCCCAGACGCCAAUGUCAUAUCAAAUGUAUUACCCCUCUCAGUCCCCCUCGUCCUCCUACGAGCUCAUGCACUCGCCUCCCCCACCUCCUCUCAUUCCCAUCGCCACGACUGCGACCGGCUCUCACUGCUCCGCUCCCAAACAGCGCAAAAUAAGUGGACAGUGUCACAUGAAGCAGGUGAAGGUAGAGAGUGGGGGGAGCAGCAGUCACGACAAACCCUGCUCCCCAGCAGAGGAGCAACUCUCGAGCGGAAGUCAUCAUCAUCAUCGUCAUCUUGGGCACGACCAGGCCAUGGAAAUACAGUCCGGCUCAUCGUCAUCUGCCAUGACACCGCCGGCCGAGAAAAUGUGCGCCGUCUGUCAGGACAUAGCAGCAUGCAUGCAUUAUGGGGUUCGAACUUGCGAGGGGUGCAAAGGGUUCUUCAAGAGGACUGUGCAGCGAGGAGCCAAGUACGUGUGCAUGGCCAACAGGAACUGUCCGGUGGACAAGCGAAGGCGGAACCGCUGUCAGUUUUGCCGGUUUCAAAAGUGUUUGACCGUGGGGAUGGUACGCGAGGUGGUGAGGACGGAUUCACUGAAGGGACGACGGGGGCGGUUGCCGUCUAAGCCGAGGGGGAUCCCCCACCAUGCCCCCACCCACCCAGUCUCCCUCAUCACUGCUCUCGUCCGUGCCCACCUGGACACCAGCCCCGACUCUCGCAACAAGGACUACGCCAUGUACCAAGAGCCACCCUUUCACGAGGGAGACUUGCCCCAGGACAAAGAGUCGCUCUUGAACCACCCAGAGUACAUUCAGCAGUUUUUUAGUCUUCUGAGCAGUUGCUUUGAUGUCAUACGCGCAUUUGCGGAAAAGAUUCCGGGAUUCCUCGAGUUCAGCAAGCAGGAUCAAAAUCUUUUACUUCAGAGUGCGUCCCUGGAACUUUUUGUGCUCCGACUCGCCUACAGGAUCCAGCCAAACGAAGAUUAUCUCACUUUCUGCAAUGGGAUUGUUCUGCACCGAGAUCAGUGCAAGUCCUUGUUUGGGGACUGGUAUGACACCAUCACAGAGUUUAGCCAAUCCCUUCAAGCCAUGCAACUCGACCUGUCCACCAUGGCCUGCUUGGAAGCCCUCGUUCUCGUGACUGAUCGCCAUUCACUGGAGGAACCUGUGAAAGUAGAACAACUGCAAAUGAAAAUCAUCGGCUCUCUUCGAGACCACGUGACCUACACUGGCGACGGGCAGACUAAACCUCAUUUCUUUUCCAGGAUUUUGGGGAAACUACCUGAACUGCGAAGUCUGAGCGUCCAAGGUCUUCAGCGCAUUUUCUACUUGAAGUUGGAAGACCUGAUUCCUGCACCUCCUGCCAUCGAGGCCAUGUUCUCCUCAACCCUGCCCUUCUAAUAAAAUCCCACGCUUCUUCAGGUUGAGGACAAUGAACUAGACAUCAGGAUGAUAUAAAACAAUGGCCCCUUUGAAAGACUUUUGCAUUACACCGGUACAACGUAAAUUAUGGCGACUGUACUUAUUGUUGCACGAUAUUGUAGGAUGUCAUCUUGAAGCGUUGAACGUGAAAUGUUUAUUAGACUGCUGGGAAUGGUAUACACUUAAAAAUAUACAUAAUUAGGUAAUAGGAAAGUUUGAUUGCUGAUUGGGUGCGAGUGUAUUUGCAUACAUUUGGCUCUCGGAGGGGCGCAAAUGAGGUAAAAGCCACACCCAUCCACUCACAUCAUGAACCCAAUUCUCAUCUCAUAAUAGUAAUUGUGAAGAGCAAGUAUUAAGUCACACAUUCUUGAUAAUAUAUGGUCACGUAAAUUCCCCUCCCCGGAAGCUAUAUAUUAUCUAAUAUAUUUAUAACCACGCUAGUCUCAUUCAUAAUAUUUGCUACCACCACCCCCACCAAAGUACAAUAGAGUACCAAGACAUUAUUUUAAUCCGACUACUAACUAUUAUGAUUUAGAUUUAGGUCAUAAUAUGUAUGUACAGAUUCAGUACCAUAAUAAUUCACAUAACGCACUGUUGUGUCACUCACAUCACCAAAUAUCUCCAUCCACUUUAUACCACGAUUAUUACACCAGUUAAGAGCACUAAAUAUACUAAAUAAUAGAUGGGAAAGAAACACCAAGUUAAUUGUGUUUAUUAUACAAAAUAUUAUGUAAAAGCCAGCCAUGCUACCUAUCCACCCACCUGGCACCCACAAAUUAAGAUAUCAUACUGAUAACAAUGUACUGAAUAAUCACGGUCAAGAAGAAUGAUAUUCAAUGCUAAUUUAUAAACUUUAUUGACUCUCUCAUUCAUUUUUAUGUUGCAUAAUAAUAGUUGUGUUGAUGAUGGUGAUGUAUGUAGGUAGACGAGAUACAUAAUAUUGUUAAGAAACCAAAGCUCUAGACAAAAGCUAACAACAUUAAGUAAACUAUUAAGUAAACUCGUACGACGACAAAGUUGUUGUUUGGUGCAUAUUAUUUACUAUUAUGUAUUAGUAUUAUGAUACCAAACGUUGUUCUCGUUAAUAGGAUUUGUAUCUGUUCUCUACUUAUUACUUUAUUACUCCAUGAGCCAGACGUACACACCCACUAAUAUACUUACUUACUACUACUUCUACGGCCGACAAACAGUCGAAAUAUCUGUGAAAUUCGUGUUAUGUAAUAAUUAUAAUAGUCAACAUUCAGUCACAACAAUAAUAUGAGUAUUUAUGCAUAUAAAUAUAUUGAUCAAUAAAUCUGAGUUGAAACAAG
Molecule: messenger RNA, 4465 nt
Organism: Folsomia candida
Lineage: Eukaryota; Metazoa; Arthropoda; Collembola; Entomobryomorpha; Isotomidae
Gene: Hr38
Product: nuclear receptor subfamily 4 group A member 1
Exons: 11
Coding region: 987-3134 (715 amino acids)
Biological process (GO): cellular response to corticotropin-releasing hormone stimulus; regulation of transcription by RNA polymerase II
Cellular component (GO): nucleus; transcription regulator complex
Molecular function (GO): RNA polymerase II cis-regulatory region sequence-specific DNA binding; zinc ion binding; nuclear glucocorticoid receptor binding
Source: RefSeq, a predicted model, not a curated record